Messenger RNA from Prunus dulcis (almond), 3599 nucleotides. RefSeq names its product pentatricopeptide repeat-containing protein At5g39710-like. Bases 91 to 2346 code for a protein of 751 amino acids. Lineage: Eukaryota; Viridiplantae; Streptophyta; Magnoliopsida; Rosales; Rosaceae. Gene Ontology annotation, molecular function: protein binding. The transcript is spliced from 6 exons. The record is from RefSeq and is a predicted model, not a curated record.
CAAUUUCUAAAAAUUUCAUUCAGUUCUGGGUUUCAUGAAAUCUCUUCCCGUGGUGCUUCUGAUAAACCUGUAACUUCUUCAAUUCCGGAAAUGCCGCUCCUGAAACCUCAUAUUCCCAAGCCCUCUUCCUUCGCCUGUGCUCCCUCCGACACCCUUCUCGCAGAAAAAGCAAUCACAUACCUCAAACGCCAUCCCCACAAUCUCAAUUCACUCUCUUCCUGUUUUACCCCCGAGGCAGCCUCUUAUUUACUCCAAAAGUCCCAAUACGACCAGCCCCUAACCCUCAAGUUCCUCAGUUGGGCUCGAAACCAUGGUUUCUUCACCUUCCAAUGCAAGUGCCUCGCCCUCCACAUCCUCACUCGCUUCAAGCUGUACAAGAGCGCCCAAGCCCUCGCCGAGGACGUUGCCCUCAAUUCCAUCGACGACAGGGGCAAUUUGGUCUUUCAGUGCCUCAGCGACUCGUUACAUAUCUGCAAUUCGAGCUCGGCGGUUUUUGACUUGGUGGUGAAGUCUUACUCUCACUUGAAUUUCAUUGAUAAGGCUCUGAAUAUUGUUCAUUUAGCCAAAGUUCAUGGAUUUAUGCCUGGUGUGCUUUCAUAUAAUGCAAUUUUAGAUGCAAUAAUUAGGUCAAAAGGGUCUGUUCAAUUUGCUGAGGAGGUGUUUAGUGAGAUGAUUAGGAAUGGGGUCUCCCCGAAUGUUUAUACUUACAACAUUUUGAUUAGGGGUUUUAGUGGAGCAGGGAAUUUGAAAAUGGGGCUGUACUUUUAUAGUGAAAUGGAAAGAAAUGGAUGUUUGCCGACUGUGGUUACUUACAAUACGUUGAUUGAUGCAUAUUGCAAAUUGAAGAAGAUUGAUCAGGCAUUUGAACUGUUGAGAUCGAUGGUGUUGAAGGGUUUGGAGCCAAAUUUGAUUUCGUAUAAUGUGAUAAUCAAUGGGUUGUCUCGAGAAGGGAGGAUGAACGAGACAAGUCAGGUUCUCGAGGAGAUGAAAAGAAAAGGUUUUGUUCCUGAUGAGGUGACUUGUAAUACACUUAUUAGUGGGUAUUGCAAGGAAGAUAAUUUUCACCAAGCACUUGUUCUGCAAGAGGAGAUGCGGAGGAAUGGCUUGUCUCCAAAUGUUGUCACUUAUACAGCAUUGAUUAAUGCUAUGUGUAAGGCUAAGAAUUUGAAUCGAGCAAUGGAGUUUUUCGAUCAGAUGCGUGUUAGGGGACUUCAUCCAAAUCAGAGGACGUAUACUACAUUGAUUGAUGGAUUCUCCCAACAGGGGUUCUUAACUGAAGCUUAUGAUGUUCUGAAGGAAAUGAUUGGGAAUGGAUUCUCACCUUCGGUUGUGACUUACAAUGCACUUAUCAAUGGAUACUGCUUAUUGGGGAGGAUGGAAGAUGCCAUUGGAAUCCUACAAGAUAUGACAGGGAAAGGGUUGCCCCCUGAUGUCGUAAGUUAUAGUACUAUUAUAACUGGGUUUUGUCGGCAUCAGGAAUUGGAGAGCGCAUUUAGAAUGAAGCUGGAGAUGGUGGAGAAGGGUGUAUUACCUGAUGCUGUUACCUAUUCAUCACUGAUUCAAGGUGUCUGCCAGCAAAGAAGACUAGUUGAAGCUUGUGAUCUAUUCAAAGAAAUGUUGAGUAUGGGUAUGCCUCCUGAUGAAUAUACAUACACAACAUUGAUCAAUGCUUACUGUGUGGAAGGUGAUUUAAAUAAGGCUCUUCAGUUGAAUGAUGAAAUGAUACAAAAAGGUUUCCUACCUGAUGUUGUUACCUAUAGUGUGCUUAUUAAUGGACUUAACAAACAAGUUAGGACGAGGGAAGCAAAGAGGCUUCUGCUCAAGUUGUUCUACGAGGAGUCUGUCCCUGAUGGUGUCACAUAUAAUACACUAAUAGAGAACUGCACUAAUGGUGAAUUUAAGAGUGUGGUAGCCCUUGUAAAAGGAUUCUGUAUGAAGGGUUUGAUGAACGAAGCAGACCAAGUUUUUGAGACAAUGGUUGAGAGGAGACACAAGCCUAACGAAGCAGUUUAUGAUGUUAUUAUUCAUGGUCAUUGUAAGGGUGGAAAUGUUCAGAAGGCAUAUAAUUUGUACAAGGAAAUGUUGCAUUCUGGAUUUGUUCCGCAUACUGUGACGGUUAUUGCGCUGGUUAAAGCACUUUUCACGGAGGAGAUGAACAAUGAAUUGAGUCAAGUCAUAGGGAACACACUGAGAAGCUGUCAGCUUUCUGAUGCUGAACUUGCAAAACUACAUGUUGAUAUCAACCAUAAAGAAGGAAAUAUGGAUGAAGUUUUUAAUGUGCUUAGUGACAUGGCUAAGGACGGCCUCCUUCCAAAUAGUGGAGUAAGAGCCUCUGCAGGGGGAUAAAUAAUGGCAAACAUUAUCUUAUUUCGGCUGGCAAAGUAAAUGAUGAAUAGCAUGUCGAAAUGCACAAUCACCUUGAUUGUGAUUAUUGUCAGAUAAAAUACUUCAGUGCUAUAGUGGCUUGCUCAAAUGAGUCUGAAGCAAUUGGAAGUGACACUUUUGGCUCUUAUACGGAACAAGAAGAUGAACUUCUUCUUCAAGAACUGGGAAAGAAGACAAAACUGUAGGGGCAAUAUCUGCCAUGUUUAUGGAGAACAAAAUGUGGUAGCAGAUGCUCUUUCCUGUUUGGGAUCUCUCUUUGUUUCCGUUUUUGUAUUUUGGGGUAUCGCUCUCCUCUAGUGUUGCAAGCCUUGUGGCUGAGGAUGCUUUUGGUUUCCCCUGCCUAGGGACGUCCUAGUAAUGGUCUUUCUUGUUGUAAUUGAGGGUGCUUUCCGAUCACAAUACCAUUCAAGAACUCUUUGUAUUCCGCUAAGGAUGAGAAUUCCCAGUUGAAAGCCAUUGAUUUUGGCUUAUUAGAUUUUGCCAAAGCAGAUGAGAGGCUUAAUGAAAUUGUUGGAAGCGCAUACUACGUCACCCUUGAGGUUCUACAUAGAUCUUAUAGUACAGAGCCUGAUGUUUGGAGUAUAGGUGUAAUAUCAUAUAUUCUUUUAUGUGGUAGUCGCCCAUUUUGGGCACGGACUGAGUCCGGGACUUCUCGGGCGGUGUUGAAAGCUGAUCCCAGUUUUGAUGAAGCACUUUGGCCUUCUUUAUCUCUUGAAGCAAAUUACGUUGUUAAACGCUUGUUGAACAAGGACCCUCAGAAAUGAAUGACAGCAGCGCAGGCUUUAAGUCAUCCUUGGAUGAGGAAUUAUAACGAUGUAAAAGUGCCUCUUGAUAUUUUAAUGUUUAGACUCAUGAAGGCUUAUAUGUGAUCGUCAUCCCUUUGAAAGGCUGCUUGAAGGGCCUUAUCUUGACUGUGGAUAACUCUUUUAUCUGAAGGAGAAGUUUGCACUAUUGGAUCUCAUUGCAUCAGUAAUAAAUUGCUAAAUGCACUUCAAUACAGAAGAAUGGAUUUUUAAGAGUUUCCGUUCCACUGCAUUAAGUGUUCAUCAGCUCAAGGCACUUGAUCGUUGGGAACAACAUGCUUGAUGUGCAUGUGAACUUUUUGAGAAGGAUGCAAAACAGAGCAAUUGUCAUUGAAGAACUUGCUUCAGUAAGUUGAAAUUUUAAUGCUGCAUUUUGAAGUCUUGCUAUAAAUGAAAUAAACAGUUUGAUAA